CUCGACUCCUUUUAUUUUAUUUUCUUUCUUUUCCUUUCCUUCUGCCAUCUGCUUCCUUUCCCCACCUCUUCUUUCUUAUUUGGAUUCUCCAGGCGAUAUGCUACUGUGGCGAUUCAGUCGGUGGCGGGUCAGCCUCAAUUUCAUAACAUUUUAAGGGAUUGCUGUUGGUGUUCAUCGACGGUCGUGGUGGGUCGGAGGUGCCAUGGUGAUGUGAAGAAAUAGAGAAUAAGGAAUAUAGUCAUCACUUGCUGAUACCGACGACGAUCCGUUUUCUGCAUUAGCCAGAUUGAAUGACUUUAAAGGAGGUUCGUAUUUCUUUUGUAUGUUUUUUUAUCCCAAUCAAUGAAUGGAUUUUUUCCCCUGUAUACGUUGGGCAUCUUUCUUUCUUUUUUAUCCCAAUCAAUGAAUGGAUUUUUUCCCCUGUAAGUUGGUUUUACAAGUGCAAGUAUAUUAAUCUACUAAUAAUCCCAACUUGACAUGAAGUUGAUAAGUAACAAGUAAGAAUAAAUUGUCUUUCAGUGAGUUUGUGUUCGACCCAAUUAAAUGGCAGCGGAAGCAAAUGAACGAGGACUUACUUGACCUAUCAAAUAUGUUCAAUGCAGUUAAAUCGCUUGUUCGAGUGCCUUCUGUAGACCCCAAAUAUAAAAUUGCUCUUCUUGCUUCUAAGCAGGACCAUUGUCUUGUUGAUCUACUGCAUGCUUGGCAAGAUGGAAAACUUCCGGUUCAGAUAAGCUCUGUAAUCAGCAAUCAUGAUAGGGUGGGGAAUACCCAUGUGAUGCGGUUCCUUGAAAGACAUGAGAUUCCAUAUCAUUAUCUGUCCAAGUCAAAGGAGAAGAAUGUAGAAGAUGGGAUAUUGGGGUUGGUUGAAGAUACAGAUUUCUUGGUCCUUGCUAGAUACAUGCAGGUGUUGUCUGGAAACUUUUUGAAAAGAUAUGGGAAGGAUGUGAUCAACAUACAUCAUGGCUUAUUGCCAUCAUUCAAGGGAGGAAAUCCAUCUAGGCAGGCUUUUGAAGCUGGGGUCAAAUUGAUUGGUGCCACAACCCAUUUUGUCACGGAGGAGCUUGAUGGGGACCCAAUCAUUGAGCAGAUGGUUGAGAGAGUCUCGCACAAGGAUAAUUUGCUGAGUUUUAUUCAGAAAUCUGAGAAUCUUGAAAAACAAUGCCUUAUGAAGGCAAUCAAGUCAUAUUGUGAGUUACGCGUUCUACCUUAACACAACAGGACUGUUGUAUUUUGAGUAAGCUCAAAAUGAUGCUGAUCAAAACUACAGAGUCCAUUAUAUUCCUUGUGUUGCAAAGUUUUUGUAUUUCAUUUUAAUUAUUCAUUCUAAUUUAAGUUGUUCUUGUUCCAAUCCAAUAAUAAGAUAAAUUAAGAGUCAUUGUGUGUUCAUAAUACUAAGAUAUAUGUGCAUUCUCAGUUCUCCUUAAAUUCAUUGUUGUUGGAGUUU
Messenger RNA from Lactuca sativa (garden lettuce), 1444 nucleotides. RefSeq names its product formyltetrahydrofolate deformylase 1, mitochondrial. Gene Ontology annotation, biological process: 'de novo' IMP biosynthetic process. NCBI's taxonomy places the organism in Eukaryota, Viridiplantae, Streptophyta, Magnoliopsida, Asterales, Asteraceae. The record is from RefSeq and is a predicted model, not a curated record. Gene Ontology annotation, molecular function: formyltetrahydrofolate deformylase activity.